AGUAGAGUAGGCGUGUAUUGACAUUUUCUGUUUUCAUACAGAUAAUAUUCUAACAUUUUAAUUUCUUUGGGAGGAAUAAAAUAGCUUGGAGCCUUUCUGGACUGCGACUGGGUUUGCUUUGUAUCGAAUUAAGGUAUUUUAUUGGUCUAUUUUUGUAUGCCGUUUUUUGGCAGGAGGCUAACUUAACGUUGCACCCGGAGUGAUAAGGCUGCAGGAUGGCCUGAGGAUUUGACCUAGCAGGACAACCAUUGGGACAACACAUCUGUCGACUGCCUAACGUUACCAUAAUCGCCGGAAAGGUGAAGACAUACUGUAGCUAGCCUUAAGCAGCUGCGAGGACCUUUUUUAUUACCGGAAGUAAACCUGAGGUCGUCAUGGGGAGCAAAGUCAGCUCCAAAAUGGCUGCCCCCGCCGCUAGAGUUAUCCAGGCUGUUAGGCCCCACACUCCUCUGAUCAAGUUCCCUAAAAGACAAGACAUGGCAAGGCCUAAUGCCCAGGAUGUGUUGAAAACAUUAGCAGCUAACUUCCCACCACACAACGCCACGGGUUCCCAUUCAGCUGCAGCGCCGCCUCCGUUAUCAAGACCUCACAUACCUUUGACCCCGAUCCCUGGCACAGCAGACACGCUGGCCUCUAUUCAGCUACUACCUGCAAGGUACCGCAGGAGACCGUUGACAGUGGAUGAAAUGGAGUACAUCCAGCGUGGUGGACCAGAGUGACAUGAAGCAACUCGAUCGCUGCAACCAAAGUCCUUAUCUGUUGGAGAUCAGUAUGUGUCUUUAAUUCUGUUCCUCAGCACAAGAGAACAUGAUGCCACAUGAUGUAGAAUAAACUAUUACAGAAAUCCUGUUAAAAUGUACAUAUGUUUAUUUUUUUUUUAGAUGUUAAAUCUUUAUUGUAUGUUAAGUUCAUACUAAGGGACAUUCAUUGUAUUACACAUAGCAAAGCCAUAACAAAAGCUUCUAGGUUUUCCUUUACUGGCACGGCAACUAUUCCUUUCAGAUUUUUUUGUUUUUGUCAAACUUUUAUUUUACCAUUAUACCAGCUCAACUCAACAUUUCUCUGAUAUUUAACUUUGUCAUAAUUAACUUGAGCUACACUUGCAAUAGCAUACGUUAAUCCAAGCACAAGGCUCUGGUACAUAGAGGAAAGUAACUGGAAAGUUCCUUUGCCUUUUUCUUUUUCUUUUGGGAGCUAAAUUAAGGUUGAAAAGAUGCUGGAUAUCAAGUUGCAAUAGUACUGCGUGACAUGGUGCUGAGUUCAUGUGAACUACUGGAUUUAAAUGAUUAAAAGAAUAUUGCGUUUUGA
Molecule: messenger RNA, 1308 nt
Organism: Chelmon rostratus (copperband butterflyfish)
Lineage: Eukaryota; Metazoa; Chordata; Actinopteri; Chaetodontiformes; Chaetodontidae
Gene: kgd4
Product: mitochondrial ribosomal protein S36
Exons: 5
Coding region: 375-719 (114 amino acids)
Biological process (GO): 2-oxoglutarate metabolic process
Source: RefSeq, a predicted model, not a curated record